Molecule: messenger RNA, 2298 nt
Organism: Erythranthe guttata (spotted monkey flower)
Lineage: Eukaryota; Viridiplantae; Streptophyta; Magnoliopsida; Lamiales; Phrymaceae
Gene: GBF1
Product: G-box binding factor 1
Biological process (GO): regulation of DNA-templated transcription
Cellular component (GO): nucleus
Molecular function (GO): sequence-specific DNA binding; DNA-binding transcription factor activity
Source: RefSeq, a predicted model, not a curated record
GAUAAUAUAUAGGACUAAACCAUAAAGAGAUCAACAUAUAGGACCAAAAUUACAAUUUUUCCUAUUAAUAAAUGGACUCAAGCGAAAUUUUGACGUGGAAAAGGAAAAAAAAGAGACCAAUUUGAUUAAAUUUUGGCAUCUAAUGACAGUUUUUAAAGUACUAAUUACAAAAUUACCAGUCUAAUUAAUGGUUUAAUAUUCUCGUGCUUUCUUUUGGUUGGUGGGUGGGCGGCGGCAAAUGCAAGUUAAAAAAAGAAGUUAUCCGCAGAAAAGUCGUGACUCACCAAAAACACUUGUUAGCCUUGUCACGCCCAUCCACUCACCUUCCGCCACGUGUAUUCCUCUUCCCCCUCACGUGUCACCCUCCCCAAAAACCCUACCCCCAAUUUCCCCCCGUCCCCGAUUCGCCACCAGCAAGCACCAUGUUCGUUGAUUUGAUUUUAAUCAGAUAGAUAAUCCGAUCACCCACACAGCAAUUCACGCGUGUUUUAUUUUUCUGCUUUUUUCCUUGAAUUUUUAUUUGAGCAAGGGGGAAAAAAUUAGGGUUUUCGUAUUUAUUUAUUUAUUUAUUCUCAGGCAAAGAAUUAGGUAAAUUAAAGCGCAGCAGGUACUGCUGUCGGAGCCAUAGUUUUGCCCGUUAAUCGGGUAACCGUUAGAUCUCAGGCAAAGAGUGUGCGUGUGUGUGUGUGUGGCGUUAUAGAUAAAGUAUAAUACUAUUUGACAGCCAUACCAAAACCUCGUCUGUCUGACUUGGACUCCAUUCGUUCCACCUCAGUUGCUCUUUUUUCAGACCAGAUUUUUCAAGAAUACAAAGAUCUUGUCUCGAUCUUUUGUUUUAAUGGGGGCUGGGGAAGAGGGCACACCUGCAAAAUCUUCCAAACCUGCAUCCACAGUACAGGAAGUUCAAGGUACCCCUACUGCGCCUACGCCUGCAUAUCCUGAUUGGGCGAGCUCUAUGCAGGCUUUCUAUGGUGGUGGAGCAACACCGCCUUUCUUCGCUUCGACUGUGGGCUCUCCUACUCCUCAUCCUUUCAUGUGGGGUGGCCAGCAUCCUCUAAUGCCGCCUUACGGAACACCGAUUCCAUAUCCAGCUAUGUAUCCACCUGGGGGUGUCUAUGCUCAUCCUAACAUGGUUAGGGCUUCCGUCAAUGUACAUGCAUCCGAAUUAGAUGGGAGAGCUACAGAGGGGGGUAAGGAUCGUGCCUCGACCAAAAAAAGCAAGGGUAAUUCGGCAAAUCAUGGCUUGGUUAGUGGUAAAACUGGAGAUGGUGGGAAAGCAACUUCAGGCUCUGGAAACGAUGUUGGUACACAAAGUGCUGAAAGCGGGAGCGAAGGUUCGUCAGAUGCGAGUGAUGAUGAAAAUCAGGAUUUUUCGGGUAACAAGAAAGGAAGCUUUGACCAGAUGCUUGCCGAUGGGGCAAAUGCUCAAAACAAUGGUAUUCCAGCUAAUUUCCAACCUGGCAAUACUGUAGCUUCUGUGCCCGCAACUAAUCUGAACAUCGGGAUGGAUUUGUGGAAUGCAUCACCUGCUGGUGCAGUGCACCCGAACCAGCCUACCGUAGCUCCAGCUGGCGCCAUGAACGAGCACUGGGUUCAAGAUGAACGUGAAUUGAAAAAACAAAAGAGAAAGCAAUCUAACCGGGAGUCUGCUCGUAGAUCAAGAUUACGCAAGCAGGCUGAGUGUGAAGAACUGCAGCAGAGGGUGGAGGUAUUGAAUAACGAGAAUCGCACUCUCAGAGACGAAUUACGGAAGCUUUCUGAGGAAUGCGAGAAAGUCACAUCUGAAAAUAACUCUAUAAAGGAGGAGCUAUCGAGGUUUAGUGGGCAAGACGACGUAGAGAAUAAAAGCUCCGAGAUGCAUAAAUCUCAGUAGGGAUGUGAAGGUAACUGUUAGAACAGGCGUGCGUUAUUACACAGUAGAUUACGCUUUCUCUAAUUUGACGAGUGUCCGAGAAAUUUAUUUCUAGGUUCAAUCCAAAGUUAAGAAAAGCUUGUUGUGCCUACUAAUUCUAUACUAUAUGUAACCCCCAUCCAUCACUUCUACACUACUGUUGUAGCAUUAAUACAUGUAUGUUAUUUAGUUAGUUAGGUAGAGCUUUAAGCAUCAACAAAUUCUGUUUGCUUUUUGGUGUGAAAGUUGAUUCGGAAGAGUAUCUGACAUGGUUUUCGUCCGUCUUCUUAAGUGGCUUCGUAUUACGUGUAUGCAUGUGUAUACUUUUUGUGAAUGUACGAUGAUUUGCUUGGAGAUUGAUUUGAGGAUUUUGUGAGUUGCAUCAAUAUAGAGGUGCAACGAGUUCG